This is a messenger RNA of Fukomys damarensis (Damara mole-rat), 678 nucleotides long. It is a transcript of the gene Sap30, whose product is annotated as Sin3A associated protein 30. The record is from RefSeq and is a predicted model, not a curated record. The annotation marks the transcript as partial. Gene Ontology annotation, biological process: regulation of DNA-templated transcription. Gene Ontology annotation, molecular function: protein binding; transcription coregulator activity. Lineage: Eukaryota; Metazoa; Chordata; Mammalia; Rodentia; Bathyergidae. The transcript is spliced from 4 exons. Gene Ontology annotation, cellular component: histone deacetylase complex.
GGCCCCGGGCAGCUGUGCUGUCUGCGGGAGGACGGCGAGCGGUGCAGCCGGGCGGCGGGCAACGCCAGCUUCAGCAAGAGAAUCCAGAAGAGCAUCUCCCAGAAGAAGGUGAAGAUCGAGCUGGACAAGAGCGCAAGGCAUCUUUACAUUUGUGAUUAUCAUAAAAACUUAAUUCAAAGUGUUCGAAACAGAAGAAAGAGAAAAGGGAGUGAUGACGAUGGAGGUGACUCACCCGUUCAAGAUAUUGAUUCUCCAGAGGUUGAUUUAUACCAGUUACAAGUAAAUACACUUAGAAGAUACAAAAGACACUUCAAGCUACCAACCAGACCAGGACUUAAUAAAGCCCAACUUGUUGAGAUAGUGGGUUGCCACUUUAGGUCUAUUCCAGUGAACGAAAAAGACACCUUAACUUAUUUCAUCUACUCAGUGAAGAAUGACAAGAGCAAGUCAGACCUCAAGGUCGAUAGUGGUGUUCACUAGGGUGAUACUUGGGCGUUCAGAUGUUAAGACUGUUUACUGGUUUUCACAUGUAGAAAUGUUUCUUGUGUAUUUUUUCUAAGGAGAAUUUACUCUGGUUUUAUUUUCAUUGUUUCUGACGAAUAAUUAGUUGGAAACUCAUAUACAAUGAGCUUCCUAGAUGAAAAAUAUUUUAAAUAAAGGCUAUUACUAUUAUAGUUG